Onthophagus taurus is the source of this 1101-nucleotide messenger RNA. It is a transcript of the gene Ppt1, whose product is annotated as Palmitoyl-protein thioesterase 1. The record is from RefSeq and is a predicted model, not a curated record. Gene Ontology annotation, molecular function: palmitoyl-(protein) hydrolase activity. Lineage: Eukaryota; Metazoa; Arthropoda; Insecta; Coleoptera; Scarabaeidae. Gene Ontology annotation, biological process: receptor-mediated endocytosis; protein depalmitoylation. Gene Ontology annotation, cellular component: lysosome.
CCUCCACUACAAGUUUAAAACGACAAGCAACAGUAAUAACGUUUUGUCGUAAUCGUCUCAGAAACGCCGUCUUGUAGCGGUUGCUCAUUCGGUUGUUGCACUCUCAGUUAGGUUUUCGUCAUCAUUUACAAAUCGUGCAAUAACACGGUAAAUAGCAAAGUUCAUCAUGGAUACCAUGAAAAGAUCUCGUUACUUAUUAGUUGCAAUCGUUGUAUACGGUUUCUUCAUCAUUAACGGUGUUAAAGGUGGCGAUUAUUACACACCGAUAGUUCUUUGGCAUGGCAUGGGUGAUAGCUGUUGCUUUCCAUUCAGUCUUGGAAGCAUCGUUAAAGGAAUAAAAGAAGCUUUACCAGGAGUUUAUGUUACAUCAUUAAAGAUUGGGUCAUCAAUUCCAACGGAUGUUGAAAACGGAUUUUUUAUGCAUCCUAACAAACAAAUUGAUUACGCGUGUAAAUUAAUCAACAGCGAUCCAAACUUACAAAAUGGUUAUCAUGCUGUUGGAUUUUCUCAAGGCUCACAAUUUUUACGAGCUUUAAUUCAAAGAUGUAAAGGACCUAAAGUGGGAAAUUUAAUUUCUUUAGGAGGCCAACAUCAAGGUGUUUAUGGAUUACCAAAUUGUCCGUCAGUUUCUUAUCAAACUUGUGAUUAUAUGAGGAGAUUGUUAAACCAUGCUGCUUAUUUCAAUUGGGUUCAAAAUUAUUUAGUCCAAGCAACUUAUUGGCACGAUCCUCUUCAUGAAUCCGAUUACGUUAAAUACAGCACAUUUUUAGCGGAUAUCAACAACGAACGUUAUAUAAAUAAAACGUAUCGAGAACGUUUGUCGCAAAUUGAGAACUUCGUUAUGGUUAAAUUUGAAAAAGAUAGUAUGGUACAACCGAUUGCUUCGGAAUGGUUUGGAUUUUAUAAAGCGGGUCAAUCUAAAGAGAUCGUUCCUUUAAAUGAAUCCAAAAUUUACACAGAAGAUCGAUUGGGCUUAAAAGAAUUGGAUGAACGAGGAAGGUUACAUUUUCUAUCAGUUGAUGGUAACCAUUUACAAUUUAAUUGGACGUGGUUUCAAGACGAAAUUAUAAAAAAAUAUUUAUCUUGAAGAAAAAUUUUGUG